AUGUUGCCGGGAGAAGAAGUCUUUGAAGAAACGACUGAGGAGGAAGAAGUUAACACCAGUACUGAGGAAGAUUCUGUAAAAGAGCAACGCAAGUAUAAGCCGUACUUUGUAUCUGACUACAACAGGAGGUACUCUGAGGACUCUGUCCUUGUUGAGUUUGUUGUCUUUGUCGAAUCAAAUGAUGAAAGAAGGCCAAUCGGCACGCGGGACAUGAUGUCUCUGUCCACACAUAUGAAGAGGUUCAAUAAAGGCAUUAAAUAUUUACAAUCUAUGAAUAAAUACGAAAUAGGCGUUCAUUUUGCCUGCCCCUGCCUACACACAAAAUGGAUAAUAAGACCUUACAAACUUUACAAGAAAUAG
Messenger RNA from Parnassius apollo (apollo), 360 nucleotides. NCBI's taxonomy places the organism in Eukaryota, Metazoa, Arthropoda, Insecta, Lepidoptera, Papilionidae. The record is from the annotation of a GenBank genome assembly.